This is a messenger RNA of Monoraphidium neglectum, 2244 nucleotides long. RefSeq lists its product as hypothetical. The transcript is spliced from 7 exons. The coding region runs from base 1 to 2244 and encodes 747 amino acids. Gene Ontology annotation, cellular component: extracellular region. The record is from RefSeq and is a predicted model, not a curated record. Lineage: Eukaryota; Viridiplantae; Chlorophyta; Chlorophyceae; Sphaeropleales; Selenastraceae. Gene Ontology annotation, molecular function: chitin binding; chitinase activity. Gene Ontology annotation, biological process: carbohydrate metabolic process.
AUGUGCAGGGGUCAGAAUAGCGUGUCGCACAACUACCUUUCCCCGUCCCAGUGGGAGAAGCCCCUGGACUACUACUGCACCCAGACGGGCGACGCAUAUGAUGUCAUCAUGCUGUCAUUCCUCCACAUCUUCAAGGACGCCGCUGCUGGCACUGGGCCUGGGGGCGAGCCGCUGCCAAACCUCAACCUGGCAAACCACUGCGACACCACAUUUGCGUCACUGGGUGACACUCAAUUCCCCAGCAGCGGCCUUCUCAAGUGCCCCGCUGUGGGCACGGCCAUCAAGGCUUGCCAGGCUCGCGGCAAGAAAGUCAUCCUCUCCCUCGGCGGCGCCGCCGGCUCCUACGGCUUCGCAAGCGAUGCCGAGGCCACGCGCUUCGCGGGCAUACUGUGGCAGAUGUUCCUGGGCGGCUCUGCCCCCGGCUGGCCGCGGCCGUUUGGCGACGCCGUGCUCGACGGCGUGGACUUGGACAUAGAGGGCGGGGCCGCCACCGGCUACGCCGCCUUUGUGCGCGAGCUCAAGGGCAGCUACUACUCGAGCGCUGCGGCCAACCCGUCGGGGCGCGCGUUCCUCGUCACCGCCGCGCCGCAGUGCCCUUUCCCGGACUACCACCUCCAGGAUGCUCUGAGCAAGUCGUGGUUUGACUACGUGUGGGUGCAGUUUUACAACAACUACUGUGCGGCUGCGGGCAGCAGCUUCAACUUUGACACGUGGGCCAACUGGGCUGCCACCACUAGCAUCAACAAGAACGUCAAGGUGCUGCUCGGCCUGCCCGCUGCUUCUUACGUGGCGCCCGCCGGCGGCUACAUCGACGCCGCCCAGGCGCGAACGCGCAUCGACCAGCUGGCCACCACCUACCCCUCCACUUUUGGCGGCGUCAUGCUCUGGGACGCGGGCGUCGCCGAUACCGAGAAGGCGGACAGCACCCUCACUUAUGGUGCCGCCAUCAAGGCCUACCUCAACACAAACCCGAGCCCCCCGCCCUCCGGCGGCUGCAACGGCUGCUCCGACGCCGCCUGCUACUGCAAGACCGUGCCCACGGGCGACUACGCCAACCCCUUUGACGCCUCCUGCGCCACCUUUGUCAAGUGCUUCAACAGCGCAGCCAGCAUCACCGCCUGCCCUCAUGGGCUGAUCUUUGACCCUGUGUUCAAGUACUGCAACUGGCCCAGCGCAACCACUUGCAAGCCAGGAUGCCUCACGCCAGCAGGCAGCCCGUCGCCCGCUCCCUCAGCGUCGCCCUCUCCUGUGUCCUCGCCCUCACCGGCGCCGACCACCAGCCCCAGCCCCACCCCAAGCCCCACGGGUGUGGGGCUGCCAGGCGGGCCCCUCAUUGUUGGCUACUACCAGACCUGGUCUGCCCCCUGGGCCUCGGCCGGCGCCAACAUGGACCUGGCCAAGAUACCCGCAUACGUCAAUGUCGUCGUCGUGUCAUUUGCGCAGCCCGACUGCACAUAUGCCAAGGGCAGCCUCUCCCUGUUGGGCACGGGCCUCCAGUUCUCGAUGGAUGGCCCCACCGUCCGCGACGCCAUCGCAACCCUUAAGGCCCGCCAGCCCAACACCCGCGUGCUGCUGGCGGUGGGCGGCGCCACGUACACAAACUUUGGCGGCAUGAACACCCAGUGCAUCAAGGACAUCGUUGAUGACUUCUCCUUUGACGGCGUCGACCUGGACUGGGAGCCGUCCGCGCCGUCGUGCAAAGUGUCUAGCGGCAGGGUGUCCUGCCCCACCGAUGCCGAGGGCGUCAACGCCGUCACCAAGCUUCGCGCCGCUCUGCCCAAGGGCCGCUACCUGCUCUCCACGGCUUCGUUCCACGUGGGCACGUACGGCGAGGGCGCCUUCGCCGGGAGCCUGCCGGUGACGUCAUACACGGGCAUCAACCUGGCCAUGGCGCGCAGCGCGGCCGGGCAGAGCCUCGACCUCAUCAACAUCAUGAGCUACGACGCCGGCAACCUCGGCUCUACCGGCUUUGACCCCAAGGAGAGCCUCCGCGCCCACAGGGCUGCGUGGCCGAACUCUGCUGUAGCGAUCGGCGUCGAGAUCCCCCCAGAGGCCUGGGGCGGCAACACGGUGACCCUGGCGCAGGUGACUGAUUACGCCGCGUACUCGCGGGCCAACGGCGGGGCCGGCCUGAUGCUGUGGUCGCUGCACAAGAGGGGCAGCCCCAGCGCCCAGCAGGUGCUCACGAGCGCCUGUCAGACGAUGGGCGUUUCGGCGGACUGCACCGCAGCUCUGCCCAUGUGA